Molecule: messenger RNA, 300 nt
Organism: Theileria parva strain Muguga
Lineage: Eukaryota; Apicomplexa; Aconoidasida; Piroplasmida; Theileriidae
Exons: 2
Coding region: 1-300 (99 amino acids)
Source: RefSeq, a predicted model, not a curated record
AUGAAUUCCAUGUCCUGGAAGCACAAGUUUUACGAUCUAGAGAAGAAAAUUUCAUCCCAAAUUUCGGAACUUUUGCAGCUGACCCAGGCUGGAAAUUGUGUAGAAACCACAGAUUACGCCAAGUUUAAAACUGAACAUUACUGUAAAGUAGCAAAGGAAGCCUUAGAACUGCUAAAACAAGCCCAAAACAGGAUUGAAGGAGACCGUUACAGAAUAGAAUCCUAUAUGGACAGAGUUUCUGACUUAGAAGAUCAGUUAUCCCAGUAUCGUUUAAGGUUUAAUCAAUCACAAAUGAUUUAA